AUGUCUGUUUUUGUUGGUAAUUUAUCUUUUCAAACCAAAUGGUGGACGUUGAAGGAUCACUUUAAACAAGUUGGAGAGGUUGUUCACGUGGACAUCUUUACAGUUCCUGGUAAGCCUCAUCUUUCGAGUGGAUGUGGUCUUGUCCAAUUCAAGAAUCAAGAAGAUGCUGAUAAUGCAUUGACUCUUGAUAAUACCGAGUUGGACGGAAGAGUCAUUAGAGUGAAGAAGGACGAAUUUUCUCCUCGAGGUAGACAAGUCUUUGUUGGUAAUCUUAACUUCCGUACCACUUCUCAAACAUUGAAAGAGGCUUUCGAAAAGGCUGUCGGUAGCGUUGAGAAGGCUGUUGUUGCUCGUGAUCCAAAGCAACACACUCGUUCGUUGGGCCAUGGUAUUGUGAGAUUUGCUACUCCAGAACUUGCUGAGAAAGCUAUUGAAUUAAUGAAUGAUAAAGAGGUGGACGGAAGAACUGUUCUCGUCAAAAUGGACGAUAGAUGUUAA
Naegleria lovaniensis is the source of this 498-nucleotide messenger RNA. RefSeq lists its product as uncharacterized. The record is from RefSeq and is a predicted model, not a curated record. The transcript has a single exon. Gene Ontology annotation, molecular function: mRNA binding. NCBI's taxonomy places the organism in Eukaryota, Heterolobosea, Eutetramitea, Acrasida, Naegleriidae. The coding region runs from base 1 to 498 and encodes 165 amino acids. Gene Ontology annotation, cellular component: cytoplasm; nucleus.